AUGUUCAGAUUCACUAUCGACAAUUGGCUCAAUCCACACCUUCCUCCAAACCAAACACGUAAGCUCCCUCAGCCAUUCCGUCGUUUCUUAGGUGGUCAUACACCUAAACCAGUAGCAGACUAUUGGAUUUGGGUGGAGAUCUUCAUUGGCUCAUUCUGUGGAAUUUUAUUGUUAGAGGGAGUAUUGCGCUCUCACACAGCAUUAACAUCGCAUCAUGUCAAGGGCAUAAUCGCCAGUUACGGAGCCAGUGCCAUAUUGUGCUUUAAUGCCAAUGUGGGUCCUUUGGCUCAACCAAGAAACGUAUUGAUGGGCCAUUUCGUGGCUUCUAUCAUAGGCGUAGGUAUUCAAAGACUUUUUGCAUUAAGUGAAGGUGGUAGAGAUCACUUCUACGUAUCUGGUGCCCUCAGUGUGGCCGUACUGAGUGUGGUGAUGUCCAUUCUUAAUUGUGUACAUCCACCGGCUGGAGCUUCAGCGCUUCUUCCUUCUGUCGACCCCGGAGUGCGUGCAAUGGGCUGGUGGUAUUUGCCUGUUCAGUUAAUCUCGUCUGUGCUCAUCAUUGGUGCCGCUUCUAUCACGGGAAACAUAAUCAGAGUGUAUCCGACAUUCUGGUGGACUCCAGGUAAGGUGGGCCGACCACCAAAGGAGGAGGAGAAGCUUGAACCGUUAGAGAAAAUCCCAACCACGCAGUCUGAGUUAUAUAGAAGAGAAAAGGAGGAGAGGUAUGGAGUGACGUUCACUGCUGGAAAAACGAUAGAAAUCACCAGCAACGAGAUUUUGGUUCCUCGUGGAAUUCAAUUCGACGAAUUGGCAUACGAUUGGUUGGAGACGUUACAGAGAGAAUUGAAGGAUUGA
Molecule: messenger RNA, 852 nt
Organism: Sungouiella intermedia
Lineage: Eukaryota; Fungi; Ascomycota; Pichiomycetes; Serinales; Metschnikowiaceae
Source: the annotation of a GenBank genome assembly